GUAAUAAAUAUAGGUCAUAAAAAAAAUGUAGUCUCCUGAUAAAUAAUUAUAAAUGCAAUUUGGAAUCAUGUAACUUAACAUGUACUAUUAGAAAAAUGACAAACGCUCAAAAUUCACCGGUUUUUAGGUCAAAAUUUGAUCCAAACAUCUCUGCAACUAGUAGCCUAAAUAGAUAUUUUCUUUGCAAUUACUGUGGUACGAGCGACAAGUUUGGAAGUAAACGAUUACUAAUCGAUCACUUGAAACGUUGUUGCAACAAUAAUGAGCGAAUUGGUGGGAAAACUGAUGAAAUAUCACCAACAUAUGACGAGAUAGUGCCUAGUAAUAGCAGUAAAGAACUCAAGGGCUCCUACUGUCACGUUUGCAAUCUCCACUACCGAACCGUAUGGGAUCUACGUUACCAUAUCCGACAAACGCAUUUCAACCUAAAAGCCAAAACACCGUACUGCAACAUGAAGAAAGUCAACCAAGUCUGGUUCGAGAAGGUACAGAAUUCCAACAAUAUCAUCGAAGUGCGCAAAACCGGGGCGAAUUCGUUGGUAAUAAGGAAGCUGAGUGAGAAGACGGCGAUCAAAGUGAACGAUAUGGACACAGAUGUUGUAGAUUUGACCCAUUUGUACCCGACGCUGAAGCGUGUUAGAGUGAAAACUGGGAAAGUAACAAUACAAUGUGAUAUCUGCCAGAAGAGAGUCCUGAAACGCUAUCUUGUACACCAUAAGUUGUUUAAACAUAAAGUUCUAAAAGAAAAGGUUGGAAACGUCAAGUCAACUUAAAAGAUUUAGAUUAUUUUGUUUAUCUACUCCGUUACUAUUAGCAUGUUUGAGACCACAAAUAUUCAGUGUGAAAACUUGACCAUCGCUACUGGAAGCGUUAGGUACGACCUGUGAGCAGAGCAGAGCUUGUGGUACCCACACAAGGUCUGCUUAGCAUGAUAUUUGAUGGCGCUAUGUGAAUUAUCAUAGAUAAGAAAACAUAUCUAUCCCUUUUAUAAAAUGUGUCAAUGGUGCUUUAGAAGGACUUUGUUGGGUAAAAAAAGGGAAUCUGAAAAAUCGUUUCGCGUCGUUCCCUCGUUGAACUUUAGAUAUCCAACACUUUGAUGAUGUGUAUCCAACACGAGAUGAUGUUCUAAAUGUGAUGAUUGUGUGGAGAAGGUAGCUGAUGAAUGCGUUUUUAUUAUUGCGGGCUUGAGCUAUUGUCCGGUACGUCC
Molecule: messenger RNA, 1207 nt
Organism: Achroia grisella
Lineage: Eukaryota; Metazoa; Arthropoda; Insecta; Lepidoptera; Pyralidae
Exons: 2
Coding region: 96-773 (225 amino acids)
Source: RefSeq, a predicted model, not a curated record